This is a messenger RNA of Mercenaria mercenaria, 3587 nucleotides long. RefSeq lists its product as uncharacterized. Lineage: Eukaryota; Metazoa; Mollusca; Bivalvia; Venerida; Veneridae. Gene Ontology annotation, molecular function: zinc ion binding; protein binding. The transcript has 13 exons. The record is from RefSeq and is a predicted model, not a curated record. The annotation marks the transcript as partial.
UUUGGGAAUUGGUGGCGCACUACAUUUAGUAGAGUUGUCGGAUUUAUUUUCGCUGGGUGCUGCCGUCAUUUGAAAACAGGACACUGUAAUGUAUGAUGCGGCUUACCAACAGUGAUUCUACGUAGUCUACAAACAAAAAAAGAUGACAUUGAGUGAAAAAGAUAUAACAAGAGGCCAUGAAUUUUAUUUGAGACACCUUUUGCUAUUGGGACAAGCUGCACCUGUAUCUUUAAAGGCCAUUCUAGAAAGAGAAGUCAGUAAGAGCGGUAAAAGACUUGGCGAUCUAUUAGCUGAGCGCAAAGACACAUUCAAGACGUAUCACAAUGCAGAGUUUUAUCAGUUGUUUAAAGAUGAAGAGGUCAAUACAGACAUUGAUUCUUGGGACACACUCGUGCUUUGUGUUGUAAUACUGGUACUGUUUGAUUCAUACUUAGUUAAUGAUGAGGUUGAAGCGAUAAAGAUAAUAAAAUAUCAAAGUAAUGAAUUAGAAAAGUUUGCCCACUCUGCUUCGAUUACCUACAAAACGUUUGAGGAAAAAUGGGUUCCGUUGCAUUCGGCAUUUCUAGAACUCAACACAGGAAUUCAUGACAAGAUGAAAUUCGAAUGCACACGAAUGAUUUAUUCGUUUAAAUCGGAAGAUAUUAGAGUUCAUUUAGAUCUAUUUAAACAAAUAAAAAAGACACACGAUGUCAAAUUGCACCUUAAGAUGGUCAUACAAGACAAAAUUGCUCCAAGGAUACAUGGCGACAUUGACCAAGCAUGCGACAAAGACGACAAUGAAUAUCCAGUAUUCACAGAAACUCUUCAAGACAAGGUUGUUUAUGUCGGAGAUUCUGCUAUUCUUACGUGUAAACUCAACGUUUCUGAGAACACAGUCACGUGGCGACAUGAUUACAAACCAGUAAAAGAAACUGAGACCCUGAAGUUUCUUACAGAUAAAUGUACACAUUGGUUGGCAAUUUCUCGCGCGAAGCUGUCAGAUAUAGGAGAAUAUGCUUGUGCUUGUGGGAAAUCUUCGACUAAAUGUUCUCUCCAGGUUUUAGAAAAAAGUUUAAAGAUUGUAAAGGAUUUACAUGUCGCUACCAUCGAAUCAGAUAUCAGAGAGAACAUGGAUAUUGUUCUUAUUUGUGAGGUCAACCUACAUACGAAUAAAGUUGUCUGGCGACAUAAUGAAGAUGAAAUCAGAUCAUGUAACAGACGUCUAUCGUCAGUUAAUGUAUUCGAACAUAGACUGAUAAUCCGGAAAGCAAAGUUUGAGGAUGAGGGUGAUUACACUGUUCACUUCAGUGGUGUUUCGUCCAGUACAAAGAUAAUAAUAAAAGGUAACGUCAGUCUUUUACACAGGAAACAGUUGAUGGAAAAUCAGUACAAAAAUUGGUUAAGAAGUACACUUGGUCUAAAAUACUUGAAAAUUGGUUUAGAAGGGUUUACAGAUACUACAGUAAAAGCUCAUCAUGAUGAAAUUAUUAGCAAAGUUCCUACUGCUGGAAUAGAAUGCACAGACUGUACUUUAGAAGUUCUUCUUCCUUGGCACAAUAAGGACCUUUGUCACAAACAACAUGUUUGUCUUUGUUCUAAUAAAUCACGUAAGAGGAAGGUAUGUCCUAAUAACGGAUUCUGCAGUAAGUUUUAUGACACCAUACUUUGGGAUCACCAAUUCUUCGAUCCAAUGAUGACAAAUACAGAUAUACAAAAGUGGAGCAGUGAUCCUUGGAGUGUUGGUGCAUGUAAUAUCCACACUGCUGGCUACAAUAACCGAUCGUCAGCGAAACAGAUUGACUGUGCGGGAGUGUUGAGUUUGUUUAUUAAUAACUGCUUCUUUGAGAGAAGUCUAGAUGAAACAGAUUUAAAUGAUAAAACAGAUCUAUUUAAGAAGGCGAAGGAUGCACGCAAUGAUAUUCUUCACAAUGCGAAUUAUGAGCUGUCUGAAUGUCAAAUGUGUGGUUAUAUAGACUUAUUCAAAAGCGUUCUGGAGAUCAAAAACAGAAAUGAUGGAUCGUAUUUUUUCAACCAUCCUGGUGUAAAGGAAGCCAUCAACAGUUUAAAUGAGUUGCGGGAACACCAGAUUGAUUUACACAUUUCUGAAGACCGUAGGUAUAUUAAGGAUCUGCAAGAACACGCUCAGAGUGAAUUAGCGGAAAAGGUUAAAGAAGCUGACAAACAGAAUCACAUGAAAGUUCAGAAGUUAGAGGAACAACUGACACAUAAAGAGAAAGAGCUUCAACUAAUGAUUGCCUUCCGAUCAACACACAUGAAAGGAACAGAGUCAAAAGAUCCUAAAGUGCCAUUCCAACUCGACUUCCACAUAAGAGUUAUUGGAUCAUCAGGAGAGACAAUUACAGAAGGGAGACAGCGCAUCUACGACAGCAUGAAGGAUUUUGUUGCAAACUACAAUCAUGACAAACCUACUGCGCCUAUAUAUGCGUCUGAUCAAUCUACUGAUCAAUCGGUUCGCCGUAUUCUUGGAUAUAUAACCAACAUUGAAGGCUGUCAUAUGAAAGAGGUGCUAGAAACAAAGAUAUCUGCCUACAUUGAAAUCCACUGUUUUACUUGUGAUGCUUUUAGCCAGUUUCUCAAGUAUAUCAAUGGAAACGAGCUGCAAGAAGAAACGCAGCUGCUAAGAAAAUGUCUACAGAUAAAGGACAAGAUAACAGCAUAUGAUGUAAUAGCAAGCUGUUCAUCAGAAAAUAUAGAGAAUACAAGAAAGCGGCUGCAUAACUUCACUUGUGAUAUCCAUCAGGGUACGCAGUGCACGUGGUAUUGUUCUGACCAUGACAAGUUUUUCUGCUCGGCGUGUAAGGAUUCAGACCACAGAUCCUGUGUUGGAUUAAAGCAGGUCGUAUCAGAAAGGUCUUACGGGAAACAGAAUCAAAGGCUUGCCGUUAACCGUAAAUUAGGAGACUAUAAUAUACAGAUAAAGAAUCGUUGGAUAAACAGAGACGCCAAUGAUGAAUGUAACUGUGACAUAGACAGUAUCCGUAUGCUUCCUGAUGGUAACGUUCUCCUUAUUGAUAGUUAUAACAUGAAACUGAAGAAAAUUGACAGUUCGUAUAACGUCGUCAGUCACUGUGAUAUUCCGAAAGAUUCCUAUAGCUGCAAAGACGUGUGUUAUAUAGGUAACGAUAGAGCUGUUGUCUGUAGUGAGGAUGGUAGAAUUCAGUAUGUGAAUGUAUCGGGUAAGAUGAAGCUUGAGCAUGCUGUACAGCUUAAGCACGAAUGUCACGGUCUGGUUUGUCAUGGUGAUACACUCUAUGUCAUAGGUAGUGAAAUAUAUACAUAUACCAUAUACUGUCAGGGGAAGCAUCUUCUUUACAACAUAGAACAAACUGGGCCAUAUUUCUCCCGUAUUGCUAUCAGUGAUGACGCUGAACGAAUUUAUUUUACAAAUGGUGCAAAAGGUCUUAUAACAAUAGAUAACAAAGGAAACCAUCUGUUCACUUUGAAGGCUGACAUAAGUCAUCAAAUACUAGAUGUAUGUGUUGUUGGGGACGGUACUGUACUUGUAUUAGACCUUAAAGGAAGUGUACAUCAGGUUGAUUAUAGCGGAAAACAAGUUCUUGGAACAAUUGCUGUUGACCGGUCGCCUG